AUGUUUGACUGCGAACUGGCUGCUGAUCGGGUUUCUUAUCAGUUCACGUGUCACAGGUUUAAGCUGCUCAAGUUCGACUGCUUCACACCGGGGCAUCUGAGUAAAGCAGUUGCAAUAAGGAAACGAGAUUUCGAUACCGAAAGCUUAGCAAGUUUUUCCGGAGAACCAGAGGAACGAAAAAGCGAUGAUAAACACAGAAAUGAGCAUUCUGCUGAGUUACGUGGAGCGAAGCGUGGUUUUAGAAGUGAAAGAGACACUCGAGAAGAUUUCCCUAAAGAAAAAAUGGUACAGAAUAAGAGAUUGAAGCAACAAAAGAUAGUUGUUGUUCCACAAUUGGAGCGGAAUGAUCCUGAUGCACACGAUCACUACGAGUCAACAACGGAAGGGCGAGAAGUGUUGACAUUUGACGCCGGCGGUGACGGCGGCGAUGGCGGAGGUGGCAGUGUCGACAAUGGCGAUCUAGGUGCUCGUAAUGUCCUCACUCAUUUGUCAAUUCCUUCAGACAGUAAACAUUACGUCAGUUGA
Messenger RNA from Angiostrongylus costaricensis, 525 nucleotides. The record is from the annotation of a GenBank genome assembly. NCBI's taxonomy places the organism in Eukaryota, Metazoa, Nematoda, Chromadorea, Rhabditida, Metastrongylidae.